AUGGACACCCUGCACCUGAGCUGCCCUGCAACCCGCAGCGUGGCAACAGGCCAAAUCGAAGAAGCAGAUCUUGCCCCAGUUCACCCCAGCAGCCUGAGUUUGCAGAGCCCUCCUUCAGACAGCAUCGAUGAGCUCUGCAAGGCUAUUCCAGACAUGCCCCUGGAGUCGGUUACAAGUUGGACAGAAGUAUGCCCUGAAGAAACGUCGCGCAUCGACGCCGGUUGUUCGCUUCCCGAAGCUCGGGCCUUUUGUCACAUGUGCCUCGUCCAGGCCGACCGAGCCAGAGCAGAUCUUGCAGAGCUGACGGGCCAAACAACUGAAGAGGAAGCAGAAACGCCGGCCGAUUUGGUGGCCCGCAUUUCUUCCGCCGAGGAGGCACGGUCCUUCGCUUUGAUGUGCCUUCAGGCCAUUGAGGACUAUAACUUGCAGAGUGGGGCGGUCCGGCUGUCAAAGCCAGAAUCAGCAUCGUUGCAUCAGCCAGCACCUGAAAAUGCGGAAAGUGCUGGACAAGUCCCUAUGGCGCCAUGA
Messenger RNA from Symbiodinium sp. CCMP2592, 528 nucleotides. Lineage: Eukaryota; Dinophyceae; Suessiales; Symbiodiniaceae. The record is from the annotation of a GenBank genome assembly.